AUAGCUUUGUAUGCCCCUGCGGUAUAUGAUGCUCCCAAUAUGGGCGAAGCCGUGCAUUCAAAGUGAGAUUCAUGGAUGAGUGGCGCUUUCUGAGCCGGCCAUGACAGCAUAUAUCCAAUGCAAAGCAGAUCGGAAAAUAGGCAUCAAUUGGGUCAGUACGGGUAAGCAAUGUCUUAUUGGUCUUCAUAUUUCAGUUUUGGAUGACGAUUAUAUUGGGUUUCGAACCAUUAAGGGUCCUUGCGGUUUUCUUCCUUUGUCACUUGGUGCAGCGUCUACAGGGACCAAUGGCGUGUACGAGUACGGUGCAAGCGCACCAGAUGCCACCUUACGCUACAUUGUUUAUACUCCUGUCCUUUCCCUUGUAUUCAUUGCCAUCGGGUCCUGCUUCGCAUUUUCACUUCACUCUUUAUGUUGAUCUUUUGUAUGUAACCCGAAACAAAACAAUCGCCUCUCCCUUCCCCCGCCACUCGGGCUUCUUGUUCAGAGCAAGCAUCGAAGGUACAUCGAAACCCAGUCAGCGCCCCACCAGCCAGCACUAGACAAAGCCCCCCAAACUCUACCAAAGCCUUCGCCUAUUGCGUGGGUGCGGGCUCUGCGCCUCUCUGCUCUCUCCCCAGAGCAAAGGGUUCGCCUUGCGUAAAUCACAAAACCCCACCUUUGGUCAACUUCGAGCUCAUCAACUUGCUCCACGCCACCAUUCCACCAUCCCCAGGGAACUGUGAAGACAACUCUUGAACUAUUUCCACCUUCUCACAGAUCCACUGCCCAUUCUUCCCUUCCCUCACUUUCCGUAGCACCUGACACAUUGUGGCCAUACACAGCAACGGUUCCCCGCACAAGAGUUCGCCCUCUUCGACACAGCCGUCGUGGACAUUCGCCCGCUCAGAGCCAUUCCAGACCCAUCUCGAUAUUCUCGGCUUCACAUUACGAGCGCAAUACCUUUCUCCUCAUCAACUCGGACUCCCUUGAUGCUCCAAUAACACUCGUCUCUCUGCUACUGGAUUUACAUGGGUUCUGGUAAAUCUCCUACCAAGACACCUCGCCCCAAACGCCGGGCUCUUCAUUCCUGCUCUUCAGCCAUCCGAACCUCCCGCGCCCUUCCUCUCGUCUCCCCAUCCUAUUCUCUUUCAACAAAUACAUCAUGCCCCGCAGUAGCUUUUCCCGGAAUCCGCUGCUAAGAGUGUCGCGCCCUAUUUCGGCUUGUUCACGAUGUCGCACCGCUAAAGUCAAGUGCGAUGGCAAGCUACCAGCAUGCACUGCGUGCCAGAAAGCUGGUCGCGAAGACGAGUGUUCGUCGGCAAAUGAUCAGUUUGCUCGGGGGAAAGAACGAAGCUAUGUGGCUGCUCUCGAACUGCGCAUUGAGAAGCUCGAGCGCCGCCUGCAAUAUGCAAAAUCCCGAAAGGCAUCUGUCGGCAAUCACGAACCUGAAACAUCAACGACAAGCCCCGAUGACGGUAGCGAACGACGUGAUUCCCUGGCAUCUAUUCGCGAUGCUAUUCAUCGCAAAGCUGCCAGAUCACGCGAGAAUUCAGACGUUAACACCCUUGUCUCCGAUUUUGGCUUCAUGUCUGUAAAUGCCACUACCAGAGAUUUCGAACCGACUUCCGGCAACAUGACAUUUGCAAGACUCGUUUUAGCCGCGACGCUCAACGAUCCUGUCCCGCCAUCCGUCGAAAUUGACAUUCCUCCACGACAGGCCAUCAAUUCAAUCGUCCAAUACUUCCUCUCCAACAUCUACACGCUCUAUCCCUGUUUUUCUGAAACAGCCCUUUGGACGGUAAUUGACGACUUUUACAAGCAGGAUGGCCGUCCAAUCAAGGACACUGACUACUGGUUGAUGUACAUGGUGCUUGCUAUUGGUUCAACGGCCCAGAGCAAGACGCUCCACGAUUCAUAUUAUGAUACUGGUGUUGAAUACCUGGCCAAAGCGCUUCAGCACGCUGAUCGUGCGCUUGUUCCCGGGAAUGUCGGUCAGGUUCAAUCCCUUCUGCUCCUGACACUUUAUUCGAUGCUGGAUCCCGCUCAUUUCGAUGCAUGGCACCUUAUCGGCUUUACCGCGCGUGCCAUUAUUGACCUUGGCCUGCACCAAGAUCCGCCAUCUUCUACACUGGACCGCACCUCGCUGGACAUGCGCCGACGUACAUUUUACUGUACAUAUGCGAUGGACAGGGCAAUCAGCAUGGUUCACGCACGUACAUUCUCGUUUACGGAUGAAACAACCAAUGUUGCCUUUCCCCACUCCAUCAACUCUAAGCCUGAUCUCAGCCGAAAACCCUCUGAAACUGGCCCUAUUUCUGGCCCUCAGUCAGCCGAUCCAGCCCUACUACUCUUCCAAUUACGACGAGCACAGUCGUUUUGGUACCAGGAGCUCUACCAAUCUGACUCAACCCCACUAGCCGAUCCAUCUUCUUUCUUGUGGCAGAUGUGUCUCGAUAUGCGUGAAUGGAGUGACUCGCUUCCCGUUACACUUCCACCGGGAAUAAGACGCAUGUUCGAUCAAGAGCUACGCUACAGUUACGUGUACUGCAUUGCCCCGUCUGUACGGGCACCGCAAAUCACCGACUAUACUCGCAGCCUCAUCUUUGAAUAUGCGCUAGAGUAUCUCAACGUCAUGUUCGACAUUGCACACAUGGAUCUAAACAGCGCCUUGUACACAUACCAUGACGCUAUCAAGGUGUACUUUAUGGGCAACCAGUUCCUUGCCGUUCUUCGCGACUCUGAAGACAUUAUCCUCUCCGGAAGGCCCGUGCCGGCUCCGCCUACUCGUCCUGGCUGCCCACCGCCGCCCCCGAUGCCAAGGCGCCAUGUCCAACUGGCGCAAACACCCGCAGAGAUGCUUCAGAAAAGUCUGGGCUGUCUGCAAGGCAUACCACAGACGCUGAUGAAGUAUGCUGAACGCUGGGAAGACGCAAAUAUGCUUCUACAAAGCUUCCAGCAGCUUUCUAAGGACACAAUCGCGCGACUGCAAAGCAGGCGAGCAACAGGCAGCUCGCCGCAGCAAGCUAUCCAGCAGCAGAUGCCGCCAGCGCCGAAUACCCAAUAUCAAAAUCAGAUGCCGCCUGUUGGAAUGCAGGGUCAGCAACCCUGGGUUGGCAUCAAUGUCUCCCAGAUGAUGCACGGUGGGCCUCCACGGUAGGGCUACAGCAGCGGCGACAUGGGAAGUGAAGAGUAUUGGGAAAUGUUGGCGCAAGGAUAUAUAGCUUGAGAAUAAAAAAUCCUAAUACAGAAUUUGAAAUCUACCAAUUACCGUUGCUGUCGAACCUGGUGGAUGCAAUCUUUAUGCCUAAUAUACGACGUAAACGCGACCAUACAGUAAAUAACUUUCAUUUCGUAGGUUGGUUUUAAUAAAAGAGAAAUGUCUGCACAGCUUUACAUAUCCCAUAAGACGCCUUUGAUACACGACAACACAAAAAGAGACAAAAGCAGCAAACAGCAAAACACCCCAUAGCCCCUUGGAUUCCCGAAACAAAAAAUCAUCACCUUUUGUGGGUAAACUACACCGUUCCUGCAGCUUGUCACAGCUCUUUAACCGGCCCGAAUGUCCUGGAGAUGCAAGUUUCGCGUCUGGCGAGGCAGGGUGCGGUCGCGUUCAUACAGGUAGCCGCAGUUGGCACAUAGUGUCUACAAGCGAAAAGAGACUUGUUAGCAGGAUUCGACAAAGGCGAAAUGAAACAUGAUGAACUCACUCUUGGACCGGCAGGGCCGUCACGAACAGCCCAGACGCUAGUUCCCCAUAUGCGGCAGUGAGCGCAACGCCAGGCAAGUCGUUCUUGGUCUGUCAGCGCGCCGCCGCCUCCAUAGCCACCAACAUCGGGUGUUCCUCGCACGCCUGGUGUACCCAUGCGGGCAAUUGGGCUCAGACUACGGAAGCGGCGCUUCUUCUUGGAACGUUCGCCGCGGCCCAUGCGCUCUUCCUCGAGCUCAAAUGUUGGGCCUGUUGUUGUGGGCGUGCCGCCAAGCAUACCUGUUGUAGAGCUGAAGCGGGCCGUCUCACGGCGCAGCCGGCGUACUUGGCGCUCGCGGUCUCCUUCACGCUUUUCCAUCUCUUCCUUGGUCAGCAGCUCGACUUUGGGUUCCCAGUCGCCCGCUAGGUUGUCGGGAUCGUAACGCCAGCCAGCUUCGUUGCCUAGGACUGCGUCGUUAGGUAGCUCCUGCUGGACGCCGCCCCAGCCCGCGACAAAACCGCCCGCCUCGCAAGCCUCCUUCUUGAGCCGCAAAACUGCUUCGUAUAUGGCAUGUGUCAUUGCUGGCACCCACUCAGGUGUCAGACCGAGAUCGGCGCACGUUGUUUUGGCAAAGGCUUCAGCGGUUCCGACGGGAUGUAGCAGCGACCAUUCAAAUUUGUCAGUGUAUAGCAUAGACGACAUGUUGAGGUUAAGAUUGACGAUACACCGGUACGUGUCGUCGGGGUUGUAGUCUUCUGAUUCGGGCGUGAUGGUUGUGGCUUCUGCCGAGACCUUUGGUACCUCAGCAUCGGUUGCUGGCGCGGCCGGCAGCGGUGUGCUUGGAUCAACGGCAGUUUGCGCCGGCGUGUCGGGCCGCGAUACAGGCUUGGGGGUUCCGUUGGCACCGUUGGCAAUAGGCGCAGCUUGGGAUUGGUUUGUCGAUUGCAGAGGUUGCUGAGGGUUCUGGUUCUGUUGGUCCGCAUGGAACAGUGGGUGCAGGGCAACGCCGGCAUAUUCUUCCAGUUGCGUACGGAUUUGCUUGCUUAUGUCUGCUACUGCGUGUGCUUUGUUUGGUAGGUCAAGGUCCUGCACGAGUGUCUGUGCAAAUUGGUCGGUAGUGAUGAGUGUUUCGUGGAGAUUCCAGCAAAAGAUAUCUCGCAGCUUAUAAGGUACCGUCAUUUCUUGCUGGCGGUAUUGUGGAAGAGAUAGAUCAACACCUGGGCCAGCGGGUGGAGGGAAGGCGGGCUGAGGAAUGAAUUGAGGAACGUCGAGGUCUAUGCGGAUCGGAAUCAGCGUCAAUGGCAGAUUGGCUUGGGCAGCAUUCUGUUGAUCGCUUCUAACGGAUCGAGUCUUGCCCAUCCAAUCACGCCAGAUGCCUUGAACACGGACGGGUUCGUAGGUCUCCUGCCCAGCCUUGUCGGUAGCAUCUUGCCUGUUGGUAGAAUCUUCUUUUCGAAUGCUGCGGAGUCCGGUAAGUCGACGUCUUGGGUCGUCACUGUCGUCGUCAUCGUAGUCGUAUCCAUCCUCAGCGUAGUUGAUCAUGGUGGUGCCGCGCUUAGUCGUCCUCGAGUGCUGGUUAGCGCUGGGCGCGCUGGCAAUCACUGGGGUCAGGAGCGCAUUGUUGUAGGAGCGCAGUCGCGGCGCGUAGGACGAUUGAAACGCCUGGGGCUUUGCUCGAUCCAUUAUGUACUGUGUGUGAUGGCGAGAAGCAUGGCAAAUCUAGGCAGAUGGCUGGGCGCAAAGGGAGCUCGGGGCAGCGUUGACAGCGUCAAUUAUCAGCUCAAUCGCCGCAGCUCGUGAGGGACGGUGUCUGAUCAGGUACUCAGAGUUGUUUUGAUGCGUACACGUGGCUGGCGAUGCUUGGCGAUAGAAGCUUAGCGAGUUGGCGAUGGGAGGGUUUGCUGCAAAGGCGUUUGGAGUCGCGACUGGAGCAGCCAAUUUCGCGUCG
Molecule: messenger RNA, 5613 nt
Organism: [Torrubiella] hemipterigena
Lineage: Eukaryota; Fungi; Ascomycota; Sordariomycetes; Hypocreales; Clavicipitaceae
Source: the annotation of a GenBank genome assembly